GGAGGAUGGUAAAUGACCCAGGGGAAGAAGAAAAAACGGCUGCAAACCGCAGUAUCAUGCUGGCUAAGAAGAUCAUCAUUAAGGACGGAGGCACGCCUCAAGGAAUUGGCUCUCCCAGUGUUUGUCAUGCGGUUAUUGUCAUCUUUUUGGAGUUUUUUGCUUGGGGAUUAUUGACAGCACCCGCUUUGGUGGUAUUGCAUGAAACCUUCCCCAAACAUACAUUUCUGAUGAAUGGAUUAAUUCAAGGAGUAACGGGUUUGUUGUCAUUCCUCAGUGCCCCACUUAUUGGUGCUCUUUCUGAUGUUUGGGGCCGAAAAUCGUUCUUGCUGCUAACAGUGUUUUUCACAUGUGCCCCAAUUCCAUUAAUUAAGAUCAGCCCGUGGUGGUACUUUGCUGUUAUCUCUGUUUCUGGGGUUUUUGCAGUGACUUUCUCUGUGGUAUUUGCAUAUGUAGCAGAUAUAACCCAAGAACAUGAAAGAAGUAUGGCUUAUGGACUGGUUUCAGCAACAUUUGCUGUGAGUUUAGUAACCAGUCCUGCAGUUGGAGCUUACCUUGGCCGAGUGUCUGGAGACAGCUUAGAGGUGGUCCUAGCUAUAGAAAUAGCUUUGCUAGAUAUUUGCUUCAUCCUCUUUGCGGUGCCAGAGUCGUUGCCUGAGAAGAUGCGUCCUGCAUCAUGGGGAGCACCCAUCUCCUGGGAGCAGGCUGACCUCUUUGCAUUUUUAAAAAAAGUGGGCCAAGACAACAUAGUGCUGCUAAUCUGCAUCAAGGUAUUUCUCUCCUACCUACCAGAGGCAGGCCAAUAUUCCAGCUUGUUUUUAUACCUCAGACAGAUAAUGAAAUUUUCACCAGAAAGUGUUGCAGCAUUUAUAGCAGUUCUUGGCAUUCUUUCCAUUAUUGCACAGACUGUAGUCUUGAGUUUACCUAUGAGGUCGAUUGGAAAUAAAAGCACCAUUUUAUUGGGUCUGGGAUUUCAAAUACUACAGCUGGCAUGGUAUGGCUUUGGUUCAGAGCCUUGGAUGAUGUGGGCUGCUGGGGCAGUGGCAGCCAUGUCUAGCAUUACCUUCCCAGCUGUCAGUGCACUUGUUUCACGAACUGCUGAUGCCGAUCAACAAGGUGUUGUUCAAGGAAUGAUAACAGGAAUUUGAGGGUUGUGCAAUGGUCUGGGACCUGCCCUUUAUGGAUUCAUCUUCUACAUAUUCCACAUGGAACUUAAAGAACUGCCAAUAACAGGAACCGACUUGGGAACAAACACAAGCCCCAGCAUCACUUUGAACAUCAUCAUCCCUGGGCCCCCAUUCCUCUUUGGAGCCUGUUUGGUACUGCUGGCUCUGCUCAUUGCCUUGUUUAUUCCGGAACAUAUCAACUUGAGCUUAAGGUCCAGCAGUUGGAAAAAGCACUGUGGUGCUCACAGCCAUCCUCACAGUACACAAGCCCCCGGAGAGGCCAAAGAACCUUUACUCCAAGACACAAAUGUGUGA
Messenger RNA from Echinops telfairi (small Madagascar hedgehog), 1478 nucleotides. RefSeq names its product hippocampus abundant transcript 1 protein-like. The transcript has a single exon. Gene Ontology annotation, cellular component: membrane. Gene Ontology annotation, molecular function: transmembrane transporter activity. Gene Ontology annotation, biological process: transmembrane transport. NCBI's taxonomy places the organism in Eukaryota, Metazoa, Chordata, Mammalia, Afrosoricida, Tenrecidae. The record is from RefSeq and is a predicted model, not a curated record.